This is a messenger RNA of Myotis myotis, 1789 nucleotides long. It is a transcript of the gene PHF10, whose product is annotated as PHD finger protein 10. Bases 283 to 1683 code for a protein of 466 amino acids. The record is from RefSeq and is a predicted model, not a curated record. NCBI's taxonomy places the organism in Eukaryota, Metazoa, Chordata, Mammalia, Chiroptera, Vespertilionidae. Gene Ontology annotation, cellular component: npBAF complex. The transcript has 12 exons.
GAUGACAAUGAAGAUAAUUCAAAUGACGGGACCCAGCCAUGCAAAAGGAGGCGGACGGGCUCCGGAGACAGCUCCCGGAGCUGCGAGGCCUCCAGCCAGGACCUCAGUGUCGUCUAGCCAUCACCACCACCCAUUUCCAAAACGUUCUCACUACCAAAAGCAGAGACUGCACGACCAUCAAGCACUAGAAGUUCUCGUUUCCCUGCUCCCCAGCCCCUGGCAGCCAGCACUGUGUCAUGAUGAAUGCGUAUUUGAGGCACCUGGUGGAAGUGGAAUUAUACUAUGUUCAUUUUGUGUCUGGCUGUGUCUUCAAAGCACAUCCAUGUAGUAGCAUGGAUCAGACUUCUCUUUACGGCUGAACGAUGCUGCGUUGUAUGGAGCUUUAGCUACUACCCAGCAGAAAACUUGAUCGAGUACAAAUGGCCGCCCGAUGAGACGGGGGAGUACUGCAUGCUUCAGGAGCAGGUCAGCGAGUACCUGGGGGUGACCUCCUUCAAACGGAAGUACCCAGAUUUAGAGCGACGAGAUUUGUCUCAUAAGGAGAAACUCUACCUGCGAGAGCUAAACGUCAUCACAGAGACGCAGUGCACCCUAGGUUUAACUGCAUUACGCAGUGAUGAAGUGAUUGAUUUAAUGAUUAAAGAAUAUCCAGCAAAACAUGCUGAGUAUUCAGUUAUUCUGCAAGAGAAAGAACGCCAGCGCAUCACGGACCACUACAAAGAGUACUCGCAAAUGCAGCAGCAGAAUACGCAGAAAGUGGAAGCCAGCAAAGUGCCCGAGUAUAUCAAGAAAGCCGCCAAGAAAGCCGCGGAGUUCAACAGCAGCCUGAACCGGGAGCGCAUGGAGGAGAGGAGGGCCUACUUCGACUUACAGACACACGUCAUCCAGGUGCCUCAAGGGAAGUACAAGGUGUUACCAACAGAGCGGACCAAGGUCAGCUCCUACCCGGUGGCCCUCAUCCCCGGACAGUUCCAGGAAUAUUACAAAAGGUACUCGCCGGAUGAGCUGCGCUACUUGCCACUGAACACGGCUCUGUACGAGCCGCCGCUGGAUCCGGAGCUGCCCGCGCUCGACAGCGACGGCGACUCGGACGAUGCCGAGGACGGGCGCGGUGACGAGAAGAGGAGGAACAAGGGCACUUCGGACAGCUCCUCCGGCAACGUGUCCGAGGGCGAAGGCCUUCCCGACAGCCAGGAGGAGCCUCUCCCGGGGAGACCGCGGCCCAAGGACAAAGCGGCCACACCGAGGAAGGACGCUGCCAAGCGCUCGGUGCUGCCCAAGUCCGCCCCCGGGUACAAGCCAAAGGCCAUUCCCAAUGCUCUAUGUGGAAUUUGUCUGAAGGGUAAGGAGUCCAACAAGAAAGGGAAGGCUGAACCUCUUAUACACUGCUCCCAGUGUGAGAACAGCGGCCAUCCUUCUUGCCUGGAUAUGACCAUGGAGCUUGUUUCUAUGAUUAAGACCUACCCAUGGCAGUGCAUGGAAUGUAAAACUUGCAUUGUGUGUGGACAGCCCCACCAUGAAGAGGAAAUGAUGUUCUGUGAUGUGUGUGACAGAGGCUACCACACGUUCUGUGUGGGCCUCGGUGCUAUCCCAUCAGGUCGCUGGAUUUGUGACUGUUGUCAGCGAGCUCCCCCAACACCCAGGAAAGUGGGCAGAAGGGGGAAAAACAGCAAAGAGGGAUAAAAUAGUUUCUUGACCCCAAUACUGUAAUAUGCAUUUAAGUGAAUUAUUUGGUGCCAACUUAUUUCCAGUUCUCAUUUUUAUGCCAAUAAAAGAUUUUUGAAAUGAA